Mesorhabditis spiculigera is the source of this 807-nucleotide messenger RNA. The record is from the annotation of a GenBank genome assembly. NCBI's taxonomy places the organism in Eukaryota, Metazoa, Nematoda, Chromadorea, Rhabditida, Rhabditidae.
AUGUCGAGCCUUGUGCGUUGGCUGAAGCGACAGGCCGACCACAACGCCGUCUCCUAUUCCAGAUUCGGGUUGCCAGGCGAUGAGACAGACGAUCGUCCCCCGCCCACCGAGAUUCACAUUGCCAAGUUUGACGAGCUCGACAAGCAGUUUAUGCUUUUCGGUUUCCACUCGCAGCGGCUGGCAUUGUUAUCAGCCGGCUUCGGGAUGUCGAUGGGUCUGUUCUUCUUCCUCAUCUUUUUCUUCGAAUUCGACUGGUACCACCACGCCAAGGGAUUCGACAUUGCCGCAUUUAUGAUGCUGAUGUUUUUCGUGGCCGGCUGUAUCCUCAUCCACUACCAGGUCGUUGCUGGGAUCAAGAAGGGCAGUCCACGUCUUCUCAUCCCAUUCAUCGUCGUCUACAUCUUCCUCUUCACUUCCUGCUUCACCAGCACGCUCUACGUGUUGGCACAGCUGAUCACCGGCGCUCACGACCCCCGAUUCACGGCCAGCUUCGAGACGACGAGAAGUGCGCAAGCGGUGACCCUAUUCUUCCAAUGCAUCGUCUUCACAUGCCAGGGGGUCAUGCUCGAGUCUGUGGCUCGAUGUAGAACAUAUUUGGCGCGUCGUCAGAUCCACGAGGCCGAGCUGCAGAUUGCCAAUCUUAGCAAAUCUCGCAACCCGAACCUGAACAUUGUCAUGGGUGAGAGGCCGAAUGGACCGACGGUGGCCAUCGCGGCGGAAACGAUCGGCCAGCCCCCAACGUACGAUGAGGCGCGCCAGCAGCCGCCCAAUGCACAACGUACCCUCUUCACCACCGUAUCCGAGAAU